Molecule: messenger RNA, 1052 nt
Organism: Mobula hypostoma (lesser devil ray)
Lineage: Eukaryota; Metazoa; Chordata; Chondrichthyes; Myliobatiformes; Myliobatidae
Gene: acer2
Product: alkaline ceramidase 2
Exons: 6
Coding region: 218-1039 (273 amino acids)
Biological process (GO): ceramide catabolic process; sphingosine biosynthetic process
Cellular component (GO): Golgi membrane
Source: RefSeq, a predicted model, not a curated record
CAGAGCGAUUCACGCCUAGGGAAAGCCGGGGGAUCAGGAAGGCAGAACACAAAGCCGGAGAACUAUGUGUGACUUUGCAGGAAAAGGGUGAAGCAGGUCAUUGCUGAUCAUGGAAGCGCUCGUGUAAACAUUGCAGGCUGAGUGUGCUGGGGGAAAAUCGCCGACACCCGGGAGUUUAACUUAAAAAAAGGUCUAUGCAGCUAAAUAGAGUAAAACUAUGAGCAGAUUUUGGAACCAACUGCUGGCUGGAAGCUCUGAAGUGGAUUGGUGUGAGGGGAAUUACAUGAUCGUCUCCAACAUUGCUGAAUUUUACAACACGAUCAGCAAUGUUCUAUUUUUUGUGUUGCCACCAAUAUGCAUGUACUUAUUCCGGCAGUAUGCAACAUGUUUCAACAGUGGAAUAUAUCUAAUUUGGACUCUGCUUGUUGUUGUAGGUAUAGGUUCAGUUUACUUUCAUGCAACUUUGAGCUUCUUUGGUCAAAUGUUGGAUGAACUUGCAAUUCUUUGGGUUCUAAUGUGUGCCUUGGCCAUGUGGUUCCCCAGACGAUAUUUACCACGGAUCUUUCGACGAGACAGGAGCCGAUUUAAGGCUGCUGUUGGUAUUCUAUCUGGUGUUACCACAUGUCUUGCCUUUGUGAAGCCAGCAAUCAAUAACAUUUCAUUGAUGACACUAGGAAUCCCCUGCACAGCUCUGCUCAUUGCUGAAUUAAAAAGGUGUGAAAAUAUUCGUGUGUACAAGUUGGGUCUCUUAGCAGGGUUUUGGUGGGCACUAGCCCUGCUCUGCUGGAUCAGUGAUAACCUUUUCUGUGAGCUCUGGUCUGCAUUCAACUUUCCGUAUCUACAUUGUGUCUGGCAUAUCUUGAUCUGUCUGGCUGCUUAUCUGGGCUGUGUUUGCUUUGCCUACUUCGAUGCUGUCUCAGAAAUCCCUGAACAGGGCCCAGUCAUCAAGUUCUGGCCCAGUGAGAAGUGGGCCUUCAUUGGUGUUCCUUAUGUUUCUCUGCUUUUUGCAGAAAAUAAGUCUCAACUAAAGGUUACUUAAGAGCACAGUGACC